UGAUUUAUAUAAAAUAGUGAUUUUAAUCGUUUGAUGAAAGAGAAAAAAGAUCUUAGUGAAAUGAAAAGAAAGGAGGUUUUCUAUUAGAUUUAAAACGAUGUAUCGGUGAACCCACAAAGGAUGCGCUCGAUCGGAGAAGACGAAUGCGCGAGCGGAGGGCAACGUGGGGGUACCUGUUGGUAGCAAAGUGGUGGUCGCUCGUCGACGGGUCGACUAGCUCGACUCCGUCGGUAAGGUCCGCUUGAAGUAAAGGUCACGACGUCUCGCGCGGAGGGUACGUGUUUGGUGGGUGACGAGGAGCGGCUACUGGCCGAUGGGAUGCAUCUACCGGUGGGUUCCGUGGGCUGCGGGGAGAAUUACGGCAUUGUCGGAUCUCAGGAAGGCGCCGGCCCGUGCGGUCCCUCCCUGGCACCCCUCCAAGGGGUCAACACCAGGUACCACCAGGGUGACGACGGCGAAAACGGCGGUGGUGCCGGCGAAAUGAGCGAGAGUGCCGCCGUCGGCGAACUUUGGUGGACCGAGAGACUCGUCGGUGAGGCACAAGCUGAACAUCCCGGCGAACUCGUUAGAACAGGUUCGCCGUACUUUCUCUGCAGUCAAUUGCCAACUCACUGGAGAUCCAACAAGACCCUACCAGUGGCUUUUAAAGUCGUAGCCCUAGGCGAGGUCGGCGAUGGAACCCUCGUUACUGUUCGCGCUGGUAACGAUGAAAACUGUUGCGCGGAACUACGUAACUCUACUGCAAUUAUGAAAAAUCAAGUCGCCAAAUUUAAUGAUCUUAGGUUCGUCGGUAGAAGUGGAAGAGGAAAAAGCUUUAGCAUCACGAUAACAGUCUCGACGAGUCCACCACAGGUAGCAACCUAUACCAGAGCGAUCAAGGUGACCGUAGAUGGACCGAGAGAACCACGUUCGAAAACGAGACAACAGCAUCAACAAUUUCGAGCACUUGGUUUGGGCCAAAGACCAUUCUUGGAUGCACCAAACUCGUUCACCUCCCACCUACGAGAACUGGAGUCCUACAGGAGGAAUAAGCAUCACCAUCAUCACAGCAGUCACUUACACGGACAGCAGACUGGCAGCAACGUCACCGCGAAUUCGGUUAGCGGUGCCUGCUCCAACCCCAACAACACCGACCCGACCGCAUCGCCCGCUUCCAGUACACACCUCGGAGCUACCGGAGGAGGUUCCUCUAAUACUGCUCAUCAGGAUUGCUACAAGCAUAGUCCUCAACACGGUGAUACAAGUACGAGCACAACUGAAUGGUCUUAUCCAUCGACAGCUCCUUCUUAUCCAGCUCCACCAGUAAGUAGCGGUGGAUCGUAUUCCCCAAUUCCAGGUGGUGCAUUUUCGUAUCCAGGUGAAUCCUUGUCUCAUCAUCCAACAACGGAACCUGUACCACUACCAACUGUUUUACCAUCGGAGAGUCAACAGGACACCUACACUCCAAACUGCGUUUCCAUGUAUUCCGGUCACGGAACGUCAUCGACAACUUUACCUCUGAUACCUGGAAAGCCCAGUGACCCUGAUAUCUUCGCAGGUGGUGGAACAGGAAGCGCAAGUCCAGGAUAUCAUUACGGUUCCUGGACACCUGGACCAGCUACACCGGUACCGGUUGCCUCGCAUAACUACAAUCCUAAUUAUCAAGGCUAUUACAAUAACCCAAGUCAAAAUUACAUAAGUCCGGCUCCAAUGGUUCUUUAUCCGCAGCUUUACAGUACGGUUAAUCAGAAUCAAAUUCAUUUGCAUCUUCACGGUGAUCUUAGCGAUGAACAAGUCACCAUUGCUGGUGGUAAUUUGACCAUCAGUAGUAAUCGUCUUGAAAUUGGAGUUCUUGGUGAAGAAAGCGAACAAAGGAACGACGUUUGGAGACCUUAUUAAUUAAAAAAUCCUAGUUUAACAAUAAAAAAACAAAAAGGAUUAACGAGAUAUUUCAUUGUAAGACCAAUUUGUUUUGUACUAUGUUCAAAAUAUCAUAGUGAAAAAUGUUCGGUGAAAAUGUAAGAAUAUGAACAAUGAUUGAUGAAAGAAAGUGUAUUUAGGAUAUUUUCUAUUACCGGCAAUUCUUUCCACAAUAAUCAACGUAUUGCGUUUGGGGGCAGGGGCGGGGACGGUCGUAAAUUUGUUCUAAGGAAAGGCUGUUAAUUAAUACGAUUGCUAAAUACGUACGAAAAUUUUCGUUGUUUCUUGUAUAGUGCGAGACAUGUCGCGAAAGAAAAAAAAAACACGAAAUAAAAAAAUACCUAUAGACUAUCGUAAGUCAAUCUUCAAUCUGAUGUUGAUUGAAAGAAGACUGAAUAUUCACGAUAUCAGAUUUCAAGUAUUAUCAAAACUAAACAUGCAAACUCUUAUUCGAUAUUAUUCGAAAAAGAGACUGAGAAGGAAUGAGUUCUCGUUAGAAGAAUAAAAAUACGAAAAAAUAAAAAGGAUAAUAAAUAAAUAAAAAAGAAAAAAAAAAGAAAAAUGGUAAGGCUUCUGAUAGUAAUACGUAUGAAGGUUGUCAGCGAUGUCGCCGUUUCGUUCUACAAUCGUAAAAAAAAAAUAUAAAAACGAAAGAACAAUCAGUGUUAUGAUGUACUUAUCGAAAGAAAAGGAGAUGAUGAUUAGUCAGAUAAUGUAAUACACACGUUGUAAAUAUACAAAUAUUUUCCAUGAAGUAA
Molecule: messenger RNA, 2657 nt
Organism: Polistes dominula (European paper wasp)
Lineage: Eukaryota; Metazoa; Arthropoda; Insecta; Hymenoptera; Vespidae
Biological process (GO): regulation of DNA-templated transcription
Cellular component (GO): nucleus
Molecular function (GO): RNA polymerase II cis-regulatory region sequence-specific DNA binding; ATP binding; DNA-binding transcription factor activity, RNA polymerase II-specific
Source: RefSeq, a predicted model, not a curated record